Mytilus trossulus (common blue mussel) is the source of this 756-nucleotide messenger RNA. RefSeq lists its product as uncharacterized. The coding region runs from base 1 to 756 and encodes 251 amino acids. The transcript has a single exon. NCBI's taxonomy places the organism in Eukaryota, Metazoa, Mollusca, Bivalvia, Mytilida, Mytilidae. The record is from RefSeq and is a predicted model, not a curated record.
AUGAGUUCUAAACUCAAAACAGUACGAGCCGCACAUCGACGAGCAGUAAUAAAACUACUGAAAAAAGCAGACCCGACAGAAGAACCGCAUCAAGAUGUUAUCAACCUCAGAUCCAUGAUGGAGCUCAUCAAAACCAAGAAGAAGACAUUGUCUGACCUCAAUGAGAAGAUUCUAGAAUCUAUUGAAGAAGAAGAAGACCUCGACCAAGAAAUUGAAGAAGUUGACAAAUACGAGUUAGAUAUUCAAAUUGGAAUAACGAAAAUCGAGAAGAUCCUAAAAGAAGUAAGUCAUUCUAAAAAUCAAUCAGCUCUUAACCAUAAUGCAUCAGAUUUUAUAUGCAAUAACCCAAGCGUGCAAGAACAUUCUAACCAGAUAAUUUUCAACUCAGAGCAAACAAGCCUAAGCCAGUCAAGCAUGCCCACCUCCACAGUGUCAAGUCAUUAUAACAAAUUGCCUAAACUCAACUUGCCAACUUUCGGCGGAAAUCUACUAGAAUGGUCAGCCUUUUGGGAUUCCUAUAAUAAUUAUGUACAUGAAAAUCCUUCAUUGAGUAACGUGCAACGAUUUAAUUAUUUAAAAUCGCAACUUUAUGGAGAAGCUAGCCAGUCUAUUUCGGGAAUGCAAAUGACUAAUACAAACUAUAAUCAAGCAAUAAAAAUUCUACACGAGAGAUUUGGGCAACAACACAAAAUAGUAAACGCAUACAUGCAAAAUUUGCUAAAUUUCCUGCACCAACGCCCGGAAUUAGGGGACUGA